This is a messenger RNA of Eupeodes corollae, 2799 nucleotides long. RefSeq names its product coiled-coil and C2 domain-containing protein 1-like (gene l(2)gd1). Gene Ontology annotation, molecular function: DNA-binding transcription repressor activity, RNA polymerase II-specific; RNA polymerase II cis-regulatory region sequence-specific DNA binding. Gene Ontology annotation, cellular component: nucleus. The transcript has 7 exons. The coding region runs from base 117 to 2612 and encodes 831 amino acids. Gene Ontology annotation, biological process: regulation of transcription by RNA polymerase II. The record is from RefSeq and is a predicted model, not a curated record. Lineage: Eukaryota; Metazoa; Arthropoda; Insecta; Diptera; Syrphidae.
GUCAUCAUAUGCCAUUCAAAACAAAGUGAAAAAAGCCAGAAAAAGGAAGAAACAAGAACAAUCUUUUAUCAAAUUAAAAUAUUUUUAAAAUCGUUUAAAACAAUCCAAAUCGUGCCAUGUUUAGUAGAAAGAAGCCGGAACCCAAAAAGAAGCGAAAUCAUGAUUUGUCUCAGUUUGGCUUAACAGAAAUACCCGAUGAUUUUGAUCCAUCAGGAGGAGGGCACGAUGACGACGAUGACGAUGACUUUGAGUCUGAACUCGCUGCCAUAGUUGGCGGUGGUGCUAAACUAAAACCGAAGGCUAAACCAAAGCCUACACUUAUUCCUGCGUCAGACUUGGAUAAGAUGAUUUCUGAAAGCAUGCGAGACAUUGGUAGUGAUGAAGACAUGUCCGAUGAUGAUGACGAUCCGGAAUUAUUGGGAGAACUUCAAGGAAUUGCUGGAGGCGAUCUAGAAGCCGAACAACCGAGUCCAUCAGAGGAGAAAGAGGCUCAAGCCCAACAGACGUUCCUUCCCACAACCACAACAGAUACUAUUUCGAUCAUUAAGUCUCGCAUUGAAAUGUAUAAGCUUGCAGAAGCUGCCGCUAAAGGUGCCGGUGAAUCAGCCAAAGCACGCCGAUUCAAUCGAGGUCUCAAAACUCUUAAUGAUUUGCUAAAGCAAUCAGUUGCUGGAAAUUCAAUAAACGUCGAUGAUAUUCCCCCAGAGAUAAGUGUGAAGUCAAUUAAGCCUCCUGCAGAACCAUCUGCUGAGGCUCAAGAACCUCCAAAAGUUUCUCCUAGACAAGCACCAACAGUCCCGUCAAGGCCUGCUCCGGGUCCCCCUCCGCCGGUGCAGAAAACCCCCUCAGUUGAAGAGAAACCUGCAGCAGUCGAAGAAGAAACUAAAGUAGAGAAUCCAGUUCUGGAAAAAUUAAAUGCACGCAAGCAAGAGUACAAGAUUGCUGCGCUUACAGCCAAAAGAUCUGGAGAUACCGCCUUGGCUCUGCAGUUUGUGAAAGUGCUAAAACAAUUUGACAUGGUCAUUAAACUGUGUGAAGAAGGAAAAGAAGUCGACUUGAGUGAUAUGCCACCUCCUCCUGGUGAGUUUGCAGAGUUCCUGGCGAAAAUGCAAGCUGGAGCUGCUGAAGAGCCGGCUGAAGUGCCAGCAGCAGCCCCAGAACCGACUCCUCCACAGCCCGAGGAGCCUCUAACAACAGCCACUACUAUGCUGGAGGCCUUAGAACAACGUCUCCAGAAGUAUAAGUCAGUUGAAGAGGGUGCAAAGGCAGAGAACAACUCGAGCAAAGCCAGACGUUUUGGUCGUAUAGUCAAGCAAUACGAGGACGCCAUAAAGAGCUACAAAGCUGGCAGGCCGGUUGCCUUUGAUGAACUACCUACUCCACCUGGGUUCGGUCCUCUGCCUGGCAGUGGUGAUGCACCUGCUGCACCACCCACGCCUGCUGCUUCUUCGCCUGUACUGCCACCAAAACCGGCAGCGCCAGUUGUCACUCCCGAGGGAGAUGCGGAUGGUAGUGAAGGAACUCCAAAACCGACGCAGAAACCUUCACCCAAAAAGGAAUUGACUACACGAAUGUCUGGAAAUCAACAUAGCACGAAUUUGGCUGAACAACAAAUGAAAAUUCUAUUGGAACGACAAAAGGAAUUUAAGGUUGCGGCCAUUGAGGCAAAGAAGGCUGGAGAAAUUGAUCAGGCUAAAGAAUAUCUAAAAAUCUACAAAGGUUUCGAGGGUUUACUUAAUGCUGCUAGCAGUGGACUUCCAGUGGAUUUAAAUACGCUUCCUUUGCCACCGUCACAACGAGAAAACCUAGAAGCAUCUUUUGCAAUUGUCAACCAAGGAGACUGUGAUCCAAAUGAUGAUAUAUCCGAUAUAAGUGUUCGACUAGAAGAGCAAUUGGCUAAGCAAUUAAUGAUGUGCAAGAACACUAGAGAUCAUCACAAGGCUAUGGGCGAUGUUGCCGGCAUGAAUAGGUUUGAAAAUUUAGCUCUGACUGUCCAGAAAGAUUUAGAUUUACUUCGAUAUUCGAAGAGGAAGAAUUUCCCGUUGCCGAAAUUCCACUAUGAACAAAAGAGUUUUAAUAUUGUUCACUGCAAUACGGAUAUAUCCGACAAUGAGGUCGAGAUUAUGGUUGUACGUGGUCUAAACUAUAAUGUUCCAAAUCCAAAAGAUGUCGAUACUUAUGUUAAAAUUGAGUUUCCAUAUCCUCAGGAAGAUUUUUUCAAGGCUAAAAGUUCAAUUGUCCGAGACACAGAUAGUCCGGAAUAUAAUGAAAGAUUCAAUGUAGAUAUUCAACGUUCCAAUAGACAAUGUCAGAGGAUAUUCAAACGACAAGCUGUUAAAUUUGAAGUCUAUUCACGAGGAUGCUGUGGAAUUUGUCGAAAAUUGCCAAUGUGUUGUUUCAGCGGUUUCCUGCGCUCGGACAUACUUAUCGGAACGGUCAGUGUUAAACUACAGCCACUCGAAACUAAAUGCGAAAUUCACGAUACAUAUGAUCUAAUGGAAGGACGAAAAACUGUUGGUGGCAAACUUGAGAUUAAAGUUAGAGUGAGGAAUCCAAUUCUAACAAAACAAAUCGAACACAUAAAUGAAAAGUGGCUUAUUUUGGAUACAUAGAAAGUGAUACUCUUGGUGGAUUAUUUAUAUUUCAAAAAAUAUUAUUAAAUAAUUGACUUACAUUUUUAUUUUGUCAAAAAAUUAUUGUUAUGUUAUGUUGCUGAUGGAACAAAAAUGCGUUGCAUUUAACCUUGAUUUGUAUUGUAAUUUAAAAUAAAACAAAAAAACUACGUUUAAAAACUCAAAA